This is a messenger RNA of Emys orbicularis (European pond turtle), 876 nucleotides long. RefSeq names its product ciliary microtubule inner protein 2A (gene CIMIP2A). The record is from RefSeq and is a predicted model, not a curated record. NCBI's taxonomy places the organism in Eukaryota, Metazoa, Chordata, Testudines, Emydidae. Gene Ontology annotation, cellular component: nucleus. The coding region runs from base 1 to 654 and encodes 217 amino acids. The transcript has 6 exons.
AUGUCAGCCCCACCGAAACACAGCCUCUUCACCCCGGAUCCUUACUACAUCCCAGGAUAUGGUGGGUUCUACCCUCAGACCCGCUACCAGAUCGGAGAAACCUAUGGCAAAACCACCUCUCGCCUGCUGACAGACCCCAAUGUUCGGAAGAGCCCUUGCUCUGUGCUGGCACCCCUGGGGAAGCCAAGGUUCCUAGAGGACUUUAGUGGUACAAAGCAUCCUUCAAACCAGAUGCUGGAUCAAAACUACAGUUACUUUCCCGGAUACACUGUGACUGAGACAGUGGAUCUAAGCAGAUACAAUCAGCUCCCACAGCUGGAUGUCCCAAACCUGAUCCAACGGAAAGCCAUUUCAGGCUACACUGGAUUCGUACCGCGCUUCACCUGGAUCAUGGGUGUUAACUACCUCAAGGGAGUUAAAGAUGCCAUGAAUGAAUUUGACAGAAAUCAGUUUAUGGUAAGAAACCCAGUGUGGAACUUUGGUAAGAGACUACCACAGACAUAUUGGCCUAAUAAUAAAAUUUACAGCAGCGCUGGACUGAUACCUUUCUACACAGGCUUUGUACCAACCCUCAGACACAGCUAUGCCUUAACAUUUGGCAACAGUACCCGGAAAGCCUACCAGAAAGCACAGAGACAAAACUGUGCGCUGUGAAAAAUGCUUUAAUUGUGAUGUCUGUACAGCAUUUGACAUGAAGUCCUCAGGAAACAGAAGUGGAAGGUACACAGUAAAGACAGGAAUAAAGACAAGUUUCUGAAUGAGAAGGGAGUUCAUACAGCUUUAAACAUAAUUUACAGGAGUAGCUACUGCCCAGGUUUUAUGCUGCCUCUUCCUCAGCUUCCUCCUCAAACUCCCCCUCCUCCUCAGCUGUGGCAU